CAGCGGCGGUGUACGGCUUGCAGCGCGGACAACCCCACCGAGCGUACCUAUAGACAAUAGGUCUACCUAAGCGGGGUGAAAGUCGCGCAAGCUCUGGCACAGUUCGGCCGGACAGUCGCUUCGCAUGCACGCGAACGCGCGUCGAUAUUCAGCCGCGACUGCAUCUUUUUUUUCUUUCAUGUCUCGACGGAGCUGCGGAGCCGUCGAACUGACGAAAAAUCACGAGCUGCAUCGUUUCUGACGAUGUAGCCUUCGACUGUGAGUAAGCUUCGAGCAAUAACAAGGCGGCAGAUCCAGUCACCUUAGCUUUUUUUCAAUUGAUACCUGUGCGGAAGGGUUGUCGCGUAUUCGUCGCAUAUUAAGCCUUGAAAGAGCUACGAGAGUUCGCUGCAAUGGAGGGUUUAAAGGCCAUGAUACCACUCAAUUUCUUCGAGUGUGCUCUCUGCAUACCCCAGUACUGCUGUGGGGCACUUUUUGGCAUUGGAUUUUGCGCCUACUAUUUCUUUGAAGUUGUUAAAACGCCGUUAUUAGUUUGCGCAAGAGGCCCCUUUUACGACUUCUUAAACGAGAAUGUGCCAAUUCUUAAAAGUAAAUUCUGGCCAACGCUAUGGUGCUUCGAGUCCCGAGCACAAACAAUAUUCGCAAGCAUCGUACGAGCACGAUAUCUGCCGCGUAUGAAGUAUCGAAGGGAACUCUUAACACUAUCGGAUGGCGGGAUAGUAGCUUUAGAUUGGGCAGAAGAAAAUACAAAUCCAACAUCGCCUAUCGUCAUAAUUCUGCCUGGCCUAACUGGUGCCAGCCAAGCGGAAUAUAUUAAAUGCCUCGUGUACGCGGCAAGAAAUUCUGGAAUAAAAUGUGUGAUAUUUAAUUAUAGAGGCAUGGGUGGAGUAAAGAUUAAAACGCCCAAAUUCUACUGCGCGUCCAGUUGCGAAGAUUUAGCCGAAGUUAUAGAUCAUGUGAAAAAACUACACCCGCACAUUUCUGUCGGGGCAACGGGUAUAUCUAUGGGAGGAUUACUACUUGGAAACUACUUAGCUCAAAAUGGCAGUGAUGCGAUUGGAAAACUGAAGGCAGCCUUGAUCAUAUCUGUGCCAAUGAAUAUAUUCGAAGCAACGAAAAGUAUCGAGAAACCAUACAUUAACUUGAUGCUAAACAAGUAUCUCUGUGAUAAUCUUCAAAGAAUUUUGCGACGUCAUGUUCACGAAGAAGAUGAUUUCCCUGAAUUGAAUUUGCAGGAAGUUUAUAAGAGUAAAACCGUCCGAGAAUUCGACGAGUCCUUUACGUCCAGACAUUUCGGCUUCAGAGAUGCUGAGCAUUACUAUUCUUAUGCGACUCUUCACAAUAAAUUACACCUCGUCGAAGUACCUUUACUCUGCUUGAGUGCAGCUGACGAUCCAUUCCAACCUUUGCAGGCAAUGCCUCUGCAAGAAGUUAGUAAAUCGAAGAAUGUAGCCCUGGUCGUAACGUCCAGAGGUGGUCAUAUUGGAUUUUUAGAAGGCUUUUGGCCUUUAAAAGAAGAGCAAUAUAUAGGAAAAAUAUUUUCACAAUACUUCACGGCGGUAUUUUCAGUAGGAGAUGAUCAUCCAGCAUUUUAGAGAUUUAAGCAUCACAUAUCACCUAAAUAUUAAUGUAUAUAAUACGAAUCGACGAAAUCAAUGAUAUCAGAGAAAAUAUAUUUAUAGACAACUUU
Nasonia vitripennis (jewel wasp) is the source of this 1690-nucleotide messenger RNA. RefSeq names its product phospholipase ABHD3. NCBI's taxonomy places the organism in Eukaryota, Metazoa, Arthropoda, Insecta, Hymenoptera, Pteromalidae. Gene Ontology annotation, molecular function: acetylesterase activity; monoacylglycerol lipase activity. The transcript has 7 exons. Bases 393 to 1595 code for a protein of 400 amino acids. Gene Ontology annotation, biological process: medium-chain fatty acid biosynthetic process; medium-chain fatty acid catabolic process. The record is from RefSeq and is a predicted model, not a curated record.